AUGGAAUCGGGCAUCAUCCAAUCUUCAUUGCAAGAAAACCUCAAUAAAUCGUCAAAAAACUCGCAAGCUGUUUCUGAUAACCAAGAAUCAGCUGCAGACUCCAACAUUUUUGUGGAAAAACUAAAGCUGAAGCAAUGUAGUUUUAUUGACAACCUUAAACUCGCAUCCACGUACCUCCAAAAUGUAGACGAAGCGCCUCCACGUCUCGCUGAAAGACUCAGCAAAGAAAUCAAAGUCCUUUCUAGAGGUCUAUAUAUAUUGAAAUGGAGACACGUUUCGGCCUGUCCUCUUGGCGUAAUGGUCCAGACUUUAUGGUCAAAGAAGUGAAACGGAUUUCGAGCUUAGAAUCAAUCCAGCCUCAGCAGAAGUGUAUUCAGGUAGUUUUUGGCUGCUUUCCUGAGGUUGGAAACGGAGGUGUCCAAUGUCCUCUGACCCUUGGUCAUUCUUCUGUUUUGGCCUAGGCCACAGUGAACAGUCUUAUUCCUGUAGCUGCCGAAGUAAGACACUCUAGAAACCCGACAGAAUCCAAAAGUUAAUUCUUAAAUCAAGUUGCUCCAAUCAUCUGUCGACGGGCUACAGAAAUCCAUAAGCUGCCCACUCAAGACUGAAGCCUCAAUACAUACUGUGUCGGCUACAACUAGACCUACUGGGCAGUUGCGCAAAGCGGAUGAACCUCCCAUCCAGGAAGUCUUCGGUGACUGUGUUACCAAUUAGCUAACACCUGUCUUUAUUAGCCUAACCAUUUCUUUCCAGAGGGCUCCCGCUUGAUAAAUCCUGUUCAAUUUUUAUUGGUAUUGACUCAAACCAAAUGCGAUACAUGUCUGGAGUUAUUGCAGGGUCAGAAGGAACUCCCUAUGCUCAUGGGCUUUUUUUCUUUGACAUCUUUUGUGGGCCAGAUUUUCCUCGUUCGCCACCUCAGGUCACUUUAAAAACAACAGGAAAUGGUGAAGCUUAUUUUGGGCCAAAUCUUUAUAGUAAUGGCUAUGUAUGUUUAUCAAUAAUAAACACAUGGUCAGGAGAUGAAUCAGAAAGAUGGAAUUCUAAUAAAAAUAUUCUCCAAGUGCUCUUGUCAAUCCAAGCCCUUGUAAUGGACAAUAAUAUUAUUCAAAAGGAGCCAGGGCUUUAUUAUUUAGAUGUAAACUGUCCUGAUAGUGUAAUCUUUCAAAAUGCUGUAAAAUACUUGAAUAUUAAGUAUGCGAUGAUCAAAAAUAUGAGAACACCGCCAGCUGGAUUUGAGGAACUGGUUCAUGAUUAUUUCCAAUUAAAAAGAGAAUUUAUUUUGAUGGAAAUAAAUCAGUGGCUGGAUAAGGCAAAAAAUGAAAGUCAUCAUUUUUCGCAGCAGUCAAUUGCACAGAGCUAUAACCCGGGGCUUUGUCAGAGAAUGCAUAAUGAAGGGUUUUUUAAGGUGCUGUCUGAAAUUGGAAGAGAGCUGGAAACCGAAUUUGAUGCAAGAUAUGGACCGUGCGAAAUCAAAUUAAAAUUAUAUAAUAGGGAUAAAUAG
Messenger RNA from Blepharisma stoltei, 1501 nucleotides. The record is from the annotation of a GenBank genome assembly. NCBI's taxonomy places the organism in Eukaryota, Ciliophora, Heterotrichea, Heterotrichida, Blepharismidae.